AUGUACCGGGCCCUGUACGGCUUCCGCUCGGCCGAGCCCAACUCCCUGGCCUUCGGCGCCGGCGAGGCCUUCCUGCUGCUGGAGCGCAGCAACCAGCAUUGGUGGCUGGUGACCCGGGCGGGCUCCGGGGAGACGGGCUACGUGCCGGCUUCUUACCUGCAGCGCCUACAGGUGCUGGAACAAGAUGUGGUUUUGCAGUCCAUUGACAGAGCGAUCGAGGCUAUUCAUAAUGCAGCAAUGAAGAAUGGGGGGAAAUACAACUUGGAGCAGAGGGAUGUCCUCCAGAAGUUGAUCCAUCACCGGAAGGAAACUGUUUCCCGCAAGAGCCAUUCAUCGUCCACUCAAGGGAUGACUCCAUCCUCCAGCGAUCAUCAUCUGGAUCUAGCUAGGCAACCCAACGGCUUCUGUCGGACAGGAUACGAGCGACACCACAGUUUGCCAAACACAGAGAUCCAAGAGGAAGGCGGUAGCUUUUACCAGAUCCCACCACAGCCACUCCGUUCUGCUCUCGUUACUCCCCCGCCGCCAGAGAAACGCAAGAAUAUCCAGGCAGCUGCCUCCAUUAAAAGUGCAGUUGAAAUCACCUCAGGGUCCGUUUCCUGUGCCUCUUCUGUCAGCACAACUUCGCUGGACACCUUGUACUCAGGCUCUACAGAGUCGGGUCUCCCAACCGCCACUCCCAGCCCCAGCAACACCCCUCCCCCCGUCCCCAGCCGAAGUGCGCACACGAUGAUGUCACACAGCUCGGAUGUUAGUCCUGUCACUCCAAGAAAGCAGGGGCGUACGAGCAAAUCCCCUCAGACCAAAAGGGCUGCCCCUCAUCCUCCCGUGCAAACCGAGGCUCUUAAUGAAAAUGAGGGAAAGAGCACACGGGCCAAGGAGACUGCGCCAGAUGUUCCUGCGGAGUUAGAAGCCUUUGACUCCCUUUGCCUUGAAGAUAAGGAGGCAGCUGGGGUGGAGACCUUGGAAUCAUCUGCCCUGGCAGCAUCUGUGCCGAAGACCAUAGGUGCCGAAUUGAUUGAGCUCGUCCGCAGGAACACGAACCUCAGCUACGAGCUCUCCCGAGUUGCCAUAGGUGUGGUGAUUGGCCACAUUCAGACUUCGGUCCCUGCCACUUGUGGCGUAAUGGAGCAGAUUCUCAUCUCACUGGUGGAAAACAAGGAUUUGUGUUCUGGGCUGCCAUCCGGACAGAUCUGCCAUGAUGAGCAGAGGCUCAAGGUGAUAUUUGCAGAUCUGGCUCGCCAUAAAGAUGAUGCUCAGCAACGCAGUUGGGCCCUCUAUGAGGACGAAAAUGUCAUUUGCUGUUAUUUGGAGGAGUUGCUUCGUAUUCUGACAGAUGCAGAUCCUGAAGUUUGCAAGAAGAUGUGUAAGAAGAAUGAAUUUGAAUCUGUCUUGUCCCUUGUAACGUAUUAUCAGAUGGAGCACAGGGUCCCGUUACGACUUCUACUGCUUAAGUGUUUUGGAGCAAUGUGCAACUUGGAUGCCGCUAUCAUAUCUGCCCUAGUGAAUUCUGUCUUGCCAAUGGAGCUGGCCCGAGACAUGCAGACUCAUACACAAGAUCAUCAGAAGAUGUGCUACUCUGCAUUGGUGCUGGCUAUGAUAUUUUCUAUGGGAGAACCACUGCCAUAUCAUCACUAUGAGCACCUGAAUUCCCAGUUUGUCCAGUUCCUCCUGGAUGUGAUUGAAGAUGGCUUGCCUUCAGAUACCACAGAACAGCUGCCUGACUUGUUCGUUAAUGUUCUUCUGGCUUUUAAUCUUCACAUUCCAGUUCCUGAGCAUAAUGUGAUCAUGGUGACUGUGAGCAAACACCCCAAUGUCAAAGUCUUCACAGAAAAGCUGGUGCUGCUUCUGAACCGGGGAGACGAUCCCGUGAGCAUCUUCAAGCAUCAGCCCCAGCCCCCACACUCCGUGCUGAAAUUCCUCCAGGAUAUUUUUGCUAGCAAGGACACUGCAAGCAUCUUCUAUCACACAGACAUGAUGGUAAUGAUAGACAUAAUUGUGCGGCAGAUUGCGGAUCUCUCCCCUGGAGAAAAGUUACGGAUGGAGUACUUGUCUCUGAUGCACGCCAUCAUCCAGACCACACUGUUCCUGCAGCAUAAGCACCGGAUCACUGACCUGCAAGGGAUCUUGCAACGCAUAAUGGCGGAAGAAGAAGAGAGUCCACAGUGCCAGAUGGACAAAAUGAUCAUCCAAGAAAUCUACAAAGAGUUCCCAGAAAUAUCUCUUGGGGGCAGCUAACUAGCCCAGGGAGAGAACUGUUUGGGAUAAAAAUGCCUCUCGUGGAUGUUUCUUUCCCAUCCUUUUCCAGUACUGCUCCUAACUUGUCAUCCCUUCUGUCGAGGCCUGUGAUUUAGGUGGAAUGCUAAAAGGCCCCACAGAAGAAGUUUCAACGGUUAGAUUCAGGAGAAUGU
Messenger RNA from Euleptes europaea (tarantolino), 2411 nucleotides. RefSeq names its product NCK interacting protein with SH3 domain (gene NCKIPSD). Gene Ontology annotation, molecular function: Arp2/3 complex binding; protein binding. The record is from RefSeq and is a predicted model, not a curated record. The transcript has 13 exons. The coding region runs from base 1 to 2238 and encodes 745 amino acids. Gene Ontology annotation, biological process: endocytosis. Lineage: Eukaryota; Metazoa; Chordata; Lepidosauria; Squamata; Sphaerodactylidae.